Molecule: messenger RNA, 1812 nt
Organism: Colletotrichum godetiae
Lineage: Eukaryota; Fungi; Ascomycota; Sordariomycetes; Glomerellales; Glomerellaceae
Exons: 2
Coding region: 1-1812 (603 amino acids)
Molecular function (GO): FAD binding; oxidoreductase activity
Source: RefSeq, a predicted model, not a curated record
AUGGUACAAAACAACUUGGUACGGGCGCUUUCUGCGCUUAAGUUUGCAGUUGGUGCCAUCGCUACGAAUAGUUCAUGCAAGUGUGCCGUUUCGGACGGCGAUUUGAAACAGGCACCCAACGACGCUUGCUGGCCAUCUACAAGUGACUGGCAGCAGUUCAACACUACGCUCUCGGGGAAGCUCAUUGCAACCAAGCCAGUCGCUAUUUCUUGUCAUCCCGGUCCUGACUAUGACGCGACUCUGUGCGCCAGCAUCAUGGUGGACUGGUAUAAGGGAGAAUGGAUGUCCUCUCACCCCGUCGGUCUGGACUACCCCCUGAACAUCACAUGUCCUCCCGUCCAGUCUCCAUCGAACUCGACCGCCACAGCAGGUGCUUGUACUUUGGGGACCAACCCCGUAUAUGCCGUCAACGUGACAGAGACCGACGACAUUGUCGCCGCCCUGAAGUUCGCAGAGGAGAAGAAUCUUAGAGUCGUGAUCAAGAGCACCGGGCACGACGUCCUCGGCCGCAGCGAUGGCUUCGGCGGCUUGGAGAUUUGGCUCCGCUACUUCCGCAACGGCAUCACCCCGCAAACCUCGUUCCAGUCCUCCACUGUUUGUGCGGCAUCAGGAUGGACCGGCAGUGCAAUGAAGCUCGCCGGCGCCUACAUGUGGGGCGAGAGCUAUGCGGCAGCAAAGGAAAACAAUGUCGUCGUUGUGGGCGGAGGAAGCUCGACUGUCUGCAGCACGGGAGGAUGGAUGCAGGGCGGCGGCCACGGCCCGGCCAGUCACACUUUCGGUCUCGGCGCCGAUCAAGUGCUUGAGGCCGAGCUAAUCCUCGCCAACGGCACCGCCGUCACGGUCAACGCUUGCCAGCAUCAGGAUUUGUACUAUGCCAUUCGUGGCGGAGGUCCCAGCUCCUACGGUGUUGUUGUGUCCACCACGGUCAAGACGUAUCCGCAAGUCACCGUGGCUGUUCAAAACCUGCAGUUUGGUGCACCUAUCGGAACUUCCAAGGCCGCUUUCCUGGACGCGCUCGCAACUCUCUACACAUCUAUUCCGGAGCUCGUGGAGGCUGGCUUUGCUGGCUACAGCCACUGGCAGGUCGACGGACAGUCUGCCUCCUUCAACAACUACACCACGACGUACGAACACUCCAUCUAUGUCUUCAACAAGACCGCUGCGGAGGCCGAGGCCGCGGGCAAGAGCCUUCUCGACAAGAUUUACAAGUUCAACGACACCCUCUUUGUCAACUCCAGCUAUGUGGCUUUUGACGACUACUGGACCUUCUUUGAAAAGGUCAGCGCCGAUAACAACCCCGUCGGCCUCAUGGCCGCCUCUGGAUCUCGCCUCCUCGACACGGAGGCCGUGAGCAAUCUCACAGCCGUUCGCUGUCUGGUCGAGACCCUGGCCGGAAAGACAGGCGAGUACGUCACAAACGUUAUCUCCAUCGUCUCAGGAGGCCAGGUCUGGGCCGAUGCCGCUCAGGAGUACUCCGCCGUUCUGCCCGCCUGGCGUACCGCCGUUUUGCAUCAGUCCGUUGCUCGCAUUCUCAGUGCUGGCGUCAGCGAUGCUCGCUUCAAGGAGGUCCAUGACGACGUCACGUUCAACAAGAUUGGCGCUAUGAAGACUCUUGCCCCCAACAUGGGAUCGUACAUGAACGAGGGCGACGCCUUUGACCCGGAUUGGAAGGUCGAUUACUACGGUGCAAACUACAACAGACUUCAGUGUAUCAAGGAGUACUACGACCCUGGCGAGCUCUUCUACUGCCCGGCUUGUGUGGGAAGUGAUAAGUGGGAAGAGGACUUCGUUGGGCGUUUGUGCCGCGCGUAG